This is a messenger RNA of Ceratitis capitata (Mediterranean fruit fly), 2165 nucleotides long. RefSeq names its product polycystic kidney disease 2-like 2 protein. Gene Ontology annotation, cellular component: membrane. Lineage: Eukaryota; Metazoa; Arthropoda; Insecta; Diptera; Tephritidae. Gene Ontology annotation, biological process: detection of mechanical stimulus. The transcript is spliced from 9 exons. Gene Ontology annotation, molecular function: calcium ion binding; calcium channel activity. The record is from RefSeq and is a predicted model, not a curated record. Bases 133 to 2064 code for a protein of 643 amino acids.
UUUAAUUUUUUCUCGAGUUUCGGUAUUUUUUUAUUGAUUUUCUAACACUGUAAACUUUUAUAUGUCAAAAUAAUAAAAAAUAUUUCUGAUUUUAGUUAAAUUUAAUAAGAAUUUCUAUAAUAGUUUUGGAAAAUGAAUUUCGAAACACGCGUUAAAUACGAUAGCGAGUCGAAUAUUAAGCGAGCUCUCAAAUCAAUCUCCAUCUAUUGCGUAUUCAUUGUAAUGACCACAGUGGUUGCCGUCUCUGCCCGCCACCAUUACAUGUACUUUUUCAAUAAUGCCAUCAAACGGCACUUCGUGAUCUACGAACGACACGUUACAUACAAUGAAUGGUGGUCGGCAUUGGCGGAAGUUUAUGUGCCGUUGGUGCUGGAUACAGGAAACGGUCUAUCGUCUAAUAACAACGACAACAGCAACAAUACCACCGACAAUCGGAGCACUAAACGAAGUGCAGCACAUGGCACUGAAGAAGAGAUCAAGAUCUUGCAGGAGAACACACUCCUCGGAACACCACGUAUGCGUCAAAUACGUGUUGACCAAAGCGAUUGUGUGGGUCCAAAAAGUUUGGUAAAACAUUUUCACAACAUAUGUUAUCCAGAAUAUUCGUAUUUGGUACAGAAAACAAGCGGUGAACAUAUUGGUACGGAAUUUCGUUCCUCAGCUGAAUUGGGUACAAUGCCGUUAACCGGUCGCAUGCACACCUAUUACGGUGGUGGUUUUGUACAGAGCUUGGAUCGUAAUUUGGACGAGUCGCUCUCGCUGAUUGACUCUUUGGCUCAACUCGAAUGGUUGGAUCGUGGCACACGUUUAAUGAUUUUCGAAUUUACGCUUUUCAAUCGGAAUACGGAUUUAUUUAACAAUGUGAAAAUCAUUGGCGAAGUACCCGAAACGGGUGGUGUCAUACUCUAUUUACGUGUACAAACUGUACAGAAGCACGCCGUCUGGACGGGUAGUAUUUGGAUAAUACUUUCAGCAAUUGUUUUUUAUCUAAUGGCGCUAUAUUACUUGGUUGGAGAAAUCUUGGAAUUAAAGAGGCGUGGACGAAAGGCGUAUUUCAAGAAUUUCUGGAACUUAGUGGAUAUAAAUAUAUUGUUGCUCGUUUUCAUUUCUUUUAGUUAUAAUAUCUUCCAUCCGGUUUAUUUGCAUUAUUAUAUGAAGGAAGCUCUUGUCAAACAUACUGAAUAUCAUAGUUUGGAUUUGAUUUGUUGGUUAAAUACACAUUAUAUGAAUUUAGUUGCCGUCUUGGCGUUUUUGGUGUGGUUUAAAAUUUUUCAAUUUUUCACAUUCAAUAAAACAUCGCUGCAGCUGAAUGCGACUUUUGUGAAGUGCUAUCGCGAUCUACUCAGUUUCGUUCUCAUUUUUAUCAUACUCUUCUUCUCAUAUGCUAUCCUCGGCAUGUUACUCUUCGGCCAUACGCAUGAGGACUUUUUCGUGUUCCCCAUUGCCUUUUGGAGCGUAAUGCGCAUGGUUCUAAGCGAUUUCGAUUAUGUAGGCGUCGAGCAGGCAAAUCGCGUGCUGGGCCCAAUAUACUUUUUCUCUUUCAUACUGAUUGUAUAUUUCAUACUAAUUAAUAUGUUUCUUGCCAUUAUUUUCGAUACUUUUCACGAUAUAAAAAAGUAUGAAAUACCGUCCGAGCAUAAGCAGCUUCCACAAUUUUUCCGAAAAUAUUGGGACAAAAGUCGUGAUGGUGGCCGGCGUGCGCUGAAUGCGAUUGGACUGUGUAAGCGGGGUAAGCAAACGCGGAAAAAUAUCGAGCCUGUGCGUGAAAUGCAAAGCGAUAAUGAGCCACCAUUUCCACCUGUACCGAAGCCAGAGAAGAAGGUGAGAGUUUCAAAAAAGGAGCUACUGCGAGACUAUUUCGAGACAGUAGAAAAUAAAGAAGAUGCCGUGCAAAUUGAACGGCUCACAAAACAUAUUAACGCUCUGGAGGGGCUUUUGGCUAAAAUGAGCGAUGACAUUAAACGUUUGGAGGCUGAAACUUCAGAUCCGAGCACACGCCCAGAGCCACCAACACAGCCUAAGGCACCACCACGUCUGAAGGUCUUCAUAAAUCGCAAAAAGUAACUUUGUUCAGUACUUUUUGAUUUUGAAAUGGUAUUAUUUGAUUCUUGAAAACAAAAUAAAAGCAGUUACAAUUAAAACGUGAAUACUAGAAUCACAGAAAA